Molecule: messenger RNA, 36940 nt
Organism: Xyrichtys novacula (pearly razorfish)
Lineage: Eukaryota; Metazoa; Chordata; Actinopteri; Labriformes; Labridae
Source: the annotation of a GenBank genome assembly
GCAGUAACAAUUUCUCCUCCUCCUCCUCCGCUGCUCGCUCCUGCCUGCCUGCCUGCGACAGCACAGCAGUGGUGUGGUCGCUCUAACGCACGUUAACGGAAAGGAAAAACAGUCCGUACGUAGUGAAGGCCUCUGCCACACUGAAAACCUUUCAGCAGCCACAGCGACGACGGAUAAAAACACUUACUAUACAUACUGGUAAUCUGAGUUGCUGUUAUUUUAUUUAAUAGCCGUGUAAAGAAAAAAAGGCAGUCUUCAUAAUGGCGACAGCUGCGGUGUCUGCCCCUGCUUGCAGCGGCCCCAGCCCCGGGCCGGGAACGGAGCUAGUCCGCGGGCAGGCCUUCGACGUCGGGCCUCGGUACAGCAACCUUUCCUACAUCGGGGAAGGAGCCUACGGGAUGGUGUGGUAAGUUUUCCACGAAGCGCUUUUCUACUUCGCCUUUUCAAACCACACACUUUAUCACUAUACACUUCUCAUUUUAGCGCUUCACCUUCGCUAACUCUUCAAAUUCCCGUCAUUUAAAAACUAAAUAUCAUGUUUAAGCUAGCAAGCAACAGUGCCAAAGCAUCGGCGGUUAAACGACUACAGUGUCCGCUUGGAAGGAAAGAUUCAUGUCAAAGCUUCUUGUUUUUCGCUUAUAUUUGGUUUGGUUUUGUGUUGAAAUGAUCUUCGACUAGACGUUAAUGUACUUAGCUUACCUGGAAAUCCACUUAAUUAGUCACUAACUUGCGCCGAUAGGGAGCAGGUUUAUAAUGUUACAUAAAACCUAUCGUACAUCCCUUUAAAUGUCGGUUAAAUUCUGUAUGGAAGACUGAAAACGCGAUUAAAAGCUUCAAGAAUGAAGAAAUUUGGCAUUUUGUCAAUAACAUGUUUUCAACAGGCACCCAACAGGGUGUGUUCAUCCUUCACUUUGGCUUUACAGUGAUUUCAGCUUUACAAUGCACAAUGGUUUCUAUCUGCUAAAGUACUUAAUCAUUACAUUUCAUACUGAAUAUAUAGAUUUUCAGCUGUUCCAACCAGUCACAUUAUCAACACAAUAUAAAAGCUGUACUAUGGAUUCUUCUUUAGCCUGUCAGAUAGGUGAUGUUUAGUUAAAUCAAAUGUUGAAGUUAUAAACUGUGUUGAUGGUCUACUGGAGUGCAUUAUAUUGAAAUGUACUCCCUCAUGCUUGUUACUGAAGUGGAUGAAAUACCAUUCAGUUAAACCACCACCCAUCAUAUCUAACGUAGUGAAUAAGUCCAAUAAUCAUGGAUCUGACCAUGUUAACCAAAACUGGAAAUCUGUGACGCUCCAUUAAAGUAGAAUUUAUGAUAGAGCUGAUGUAUUGCAUUGUACUACAUUGCCCAUAAUGUUAGAGCUAGUCGGUGUGUAUUGCCCCAAACUGUUGUAUCUCUGUGGACAAAAUUUGGUCAUGAUCAUAUGAAAAUCAGCUGCACAUGUCGGUUUUGUGGAUUUGCAUAAUUUGGAAAUGCAUUGCAGGAGGUGCCUCAAGGUGUUUCAGUUGUAUGUUUAUUCAUUGCAUGCCCGGUUACAUGAAAGAAUUUAUUGAGAAAACUUGUGUACAAGUAGUUUUUUCAAUUUGCAAUGUUCUGAUAUGAAUUUAGUGUAGGACUGCACAAUAUUGGAAACACUGGCAUUGCAGCUUCUUUUUCUUGCAGUGAUAUGUACUGCAAUGAGCACAAAUACAGGAUGGUAAACUAGUGUAAAUAGAACUGGUUUAAAACUCUUAAUCUUAGUGGACUCUAUUCAGGCCUUCACCUGCAAAUGUGACUCUAGGCCUGCAUUAUAUGAAAAAUAUAUAAUGUGUGAUAAUUCGGCUUAACACUGUGGUAUUUUCGUCUCUCAACAGGCUCAAUUUGACUGCAUCAAAUUGACGUAAAGCACAGCUAAUAAUACCCAUGCCUUCAUCUCGCAGGUCAAAUAUACAUGCUGAAGUAGAAAGCAUUGGUUGUACACAUUUUAUAAUUUUAUAUCAUUGCUCUGCUAUAAACUAAGAUUUUUGGGACUUGUUGAUUGCAAAUACACAUAUUGCUAUGUUGUUGCAUUUGUGGUUUACUGUGCAGUCCUACCUUUUCCGUCAACGAUAUUUUCUCAUGCUACUCUUGCCCAGCUGGUUUUUAGAUUAAAUUUGCAUAUUCGUGUGGAAAUCUAUUGCAGGAGACAUUAAAGAGUUUCCUAAGAAUUUUUGUUCCAGUAAAUGGCAAAUUGUACAAUGUUUACAUGAAACUGUAUUAAUAGAAACUCUCUCGAGGCAGUAUUUCCCAUCCCAGAUUACAUUCUUUCAGUGGAAGAUAAAUUCUUUAAAAGGCAAUGUUUAUGUAUUUUGUUGCAUGGCAUUCAGUUAAUUUUCUCCUUCUUUCAUGGCCUGUCCCAAAAUUACCUAACUCAAUGUUUUGGCCCACAGAUAUCUUAACCAAACUGUUGGUGGUAAAAUGGACACAGAAUCCUUCGGCUGAAUGGGACUGAAUCGUGUUCGAAGCUAGUUUUGUUACUUCACAUUUGCUUGAAUUUUUACUAAAGCGAUCCGACAUUUGUGCAGUCCUCCACCAAUAAUUGUUCCUGUUUACAAAACUGGUAUUAUAAUCGUGGUUCAUACUUCACCUCUGAAUAUAUAGGAUUUUAUUCAUUCUCAAUAUUGAGUUUACAAUGAUCCAGUAGCAUUACGUCUUAAGUCUUCUGCACUGUUUAUUCGCUCUGAUGCUCAUAUCUUAUCACCCAUGAAAGCUGCACUUCGGGUUUUGUUUGACAUAUUUGCAUAAUGUGUUGGAAAUGAAUUGCAGGAGGCACCUCGAGGGGUUUCCCUCUUAUAUUUGUUUUCGUGGUGGAUGCUGAUGCCCAGUUACACAAUGUUCAGUAUAUGAAGGAAUUAAUACAUAAGAAGCACUGUGGAUGCUGAAGAAGCAUUUUUCCCCACUCUUUUGUACAUGAUGUAAAGGAAGAUUAUUUAUUAUACAGAGCUUUUACCCCCCACUACUCCAUUCUUAUGUCAUUUUCUCACACUCAUCCUGCUGAUUUACUUCAGAAAGUGACAAAAGAAAUGUAUUUUUAACAGCCUGAAUUAAGAAAGCCUGCUUUCAAAACCCCGUAAGUCUUGUUGUUUCUUGAGGCUGUUGCAAUGUAGCCGGCCUUAAAUGUGCACACUGUACUAUAUUACAUAAUAUAUUGUCCUUGUGUCAAACAGCAGCAGAGUAGUUCUUUUUUUUUCCCCCCCUCUGUGGUGAGAGGAGCUGGGUUUUCUGAGAACACUGGUUCAACACAGAGCCUGCCUACAGUGCAGACACACAGCGAGGCGUUUAGCAUCUUUUUGUCUGCAGAAUGAAAAACCUACCAAAAACAAACAGCCCUGCUUGUUUCUUUUAUGGGCCCUUAUCAGCAAAUAGACCACAUAAAAACACGUGUAAGCUCAAGUGUUGUUCUGAUAAACGCUGAAUGCGUCCUGAAACAUCAAAUCAGACAGAAUACAGCAUGACGGUUGAUGAAUCAGUGAAGCUGCUUGUAAAGAAUAAAAACACCAUAAGUAUACUGUGUACAGAUAUGCGUAAAUAAAUGGAUUUGGUUGUUUUUUAAACUCAUUCACUCAAAGACAAUACUAACCUUUCAGAGUGGUUUAAACAGUCAAGAGAUGGGCAUUUUAAACAAAUUAAUAACAAUAUUAAAUUUUUACUGGUAAUUUUUCCCCAAUUAUUUGAAUGUUUUGCCCAACUCUCAGCAGACAUAAAGAAAGAGAGGCCCAUUUAACGACUGCGCACAGUUGUUUUAGAUAUGUGUGAAAGUAGAUAUGCCAGUUUUACCUGGAAAGUUUGCACUUAACCUAAUUCUUUUGUUCAUUUCCUGGUCGGACUCUUUGGUGGCUGCAGAGGUCUACUUGUUUUUGUUUUGAUUCUCACAGUGCCACACUAGGGUUGGGAAUCGAGAAUCGAUGGGAAUCGGGACUAAAACUUCGAUUCUUCCGGUAUCGUUCAAAUAUUAAAAUUUCGAUUCCAAGUUUCAAUGCCAGAGUCCGCCGACCGGAAGAAAUAGCCGCCGAAAAUCAACGAAGAAGAAGCCGCUUAACACCAAUGAGGACGGAGCAUAUGAGACAAAGCCACACAGAGAGAGGAGAGAGACAGAGAGAGAAAGUACAUUGUAACCCACAGCAAUGCAGCCGCUGUGGGUUACAAUGUAAUCCCUCUCUCUGUGUGGCUUCGUCUCAUACGCUCCGUCCUCGUUGGUGUUCGGCAGCUUCUUCUUCGUUGGUCAAAAGUUUGGCUAACUUUAGCAGGAAGAAUGAGCUCUUAUCUCAAUGCAACAUUAGCAAUACAGUUAUAUCAUGUAAAGGAGGGUAAACGACCAACAUGAUUAAACACCUCAGGAUUCAUGGGGGAGAAAUACCCGAGUGCUCGUCUUUGACGCGCUUCGCCGGUGUUGUGCCAGAGAAUGCACCCCUGCUGUUGAAUGCACCCCUGACGGGAGCGCGGUUGAAAGUACACAAGGCGAAACAAUCCAAGUUUUUCUUACCGUUGAACGGAAUCUAAAGCGUGUGCCUUUAAUGAUUUCAUUCAGGCUAUUCAGAUAUGCCGAAAACAAUAGCCCUCUGAUUCGGAAUAUUUACUGUCCUGAAAAUAUUAUGUUCUCUACAUUAACAGCUUACUCUACAGUUUGUAUACCCAAGUACACCUUUAUGUGUGCAUUUUUGAGACACAUACAAACAAAACGAAAGUUUACUGCUCCAUUUGACACGUUUUCAUGAUCUAAUACCCGUGUUUUAUUAAAUAUGAGAUCAUAUUUCUUCCACUAAGAAGCUAAUCAGUGGAGGGGAGGCAUUCUACGGCAGGGGUGCAUUCUACAGCACAACACCUGUCUUCCGCUAACCAGUCAGGAUCAGACAAGUGAAACAAUAAAUGACUUCUGUCCUCUGCUAACUUUGAAACGGUAAAGAAAUUGAACUGUGUACGGUGAGUAAACUUAAAUAUCCAUCUAACGUUAGCCCUUGUACUUUUUCAUAGACAAACGACCUGAAAACAAAAAUUGAUAUUUAUAUACUGGUUGAAAAUAGCUCUGUGAGAAAUCCAUAGUAAAGUUCUUAAAAAGUUAAUAGGAUUUAAAAAUUCAUGGAGAAGUUCAGAAAUUUCAUCCAAAAAGAAGAGCCCCGGUUAGCACCCUCAUUCAAACCAUGCUUUUUUUUUUCUUUUUUCUUUUGCUUUUUGAUAUCCUGCCUUUUAAAAGAAUCGAAUUAGAGAAUCGAUAGGAAUCGGAAUCGAAAUGAGGAAUCGAAAUUGGAAUCGGAAUCGUUCAAAAUCAAACGAUACCCAACCCUACCUGUUACUGGUAACUGGCACUUGCACUCUCUGUUCGUCUUGUUAUUUAAUGGGAGCACACUUCAGAAAGGUUCAGCAGGACUGAAAUGUUGUUUUUACCUCUAAUAAGUGGCAAAGCUGAGCAAGAGGAGUGAGCAGGGUUUUCUCUUUUCAAGGCUUUGGUUUCACAUCCUGUGCACCUAGUUCAUAAGACAGUUGGAUGUGCACACACUUCCUCCAAAACGUAGUUUAAUGGUGAAGAGUGAACUGUUUUCUGAUGCCCCACUACGACUGUCUGGCGGUUGCACCACUAAAUGAGUAUACGAACAUUCAAAAAUCACAACUCCUUCCUGUAAAACCCCAUCCAUAGUAAUCUGAUGAUCAACCUGUUGUGGCAGCUGAUUGUCACACGAUUUGCAUUUGAACUCUUAUAACUAAAUAUGCACACGUUUGUUUUGGCUUCUUCCUUGACUAACAGAAGGAAGCAGGUUCUGUCCUGCAGUGCUAGUAAGUUAAACUUGCUUUCUAAUAGGGCUGCACGAUAUAUCGUUUGAGCAUCGCCAUCGUGAUGUACGUGUGCGCGAUAGUCACAUCGCAGAGCCUGCGAUGUUGGCGUUAAAUGAACUCAUCUAAUUUCAAGGGUAGCUGACUGAGAUACACUGCAUGUGCUGUGCAGCGAUCCAUCAAUCACAUUGGUUCUUUACUCAGUUGCCAAUCAGACUACCCUGCCAGCCGUCAGUCAAAAUCAGAGAGGAGGAAACCAUGCCCCUGCACACUGCCCGCACAUGGAGCGAGUCGCUGGCGCUGCCGGUGUUGUGCCAAGAAUCGCGUGUCUGCUGAGAAUUAGUUUCGAAACAUAACUCCUCACUGUUGAGCCCAACAAAUAAGAAUUGUAUGGGUUUUAAAUUGUACAUUUCUGUGGGCCACUCUACUAUGAGCGGUGCGCAUUUUUCGAGGUACAUGCAAUUCUCAGCGGGCAUGUGUUUCUCGGCACAACACUGGUAACAACAACAAUGAUUGUUAAAUGAGCAACAAAUAAGAGAAAACCACUGUAAAUGAAUACUUGUUGCCAAAAAGAAAAGCAACAUCAGUUAUCUGGACUUAUUUCGGUUACAAGAAGGAUUAUGUCGACCAAAACACGUGUUCUGUGUCGGCAGUGCCUUUCAUCUGUUGCCACAAUAACGUCCCAGCACAAUAAAAGCAAGUUAAAAAUAUCUCUGAGACUGACAGAAGCCAUUCUACUAACAUUCACAAAAGAGGUAAGAUAAGUGCAGGUUAACUGUCCACAAGAUUUCAGCAGUGCUGCAUAACAUGGAGUACUAUUCAGGUCAUCUGGUGAAAAUUUCUGUAUUUUUUAAUAUCGCAAUAUAUAUCACAGAUUGAAAAAAAAAUUGCAAUGUUUGUUUUUUCCAAUAUCCUGCAGCCUUACUUUCAAAGCACAUUUACAAGAUUUAUGUUAACUGUCUUCUAUGUAUGUUGUUACACAUGGAUUAAAAUCUUCCAAAUAUUAUUAAGUUAAAUAUUUAACUAAUGAUGGGAUCAUAACCAGCCGCUGAUCAUAAAAACAGUGUAGAAAUGAAUGAAAGGACAAAGCUGGUUUUGAUUGCCUGAUAGCAGAACUGUUUGUUUUGGUGUUUUCAGAAGUUUCCAUAACCAGGAUCUGAAACGCUCCCAAGAACUCAUGAAGACCGUCCACUCUGUGGCACGACUGUUAAAGCUUGUACUUAACAUGCAGGCAUAAGCAGAUUUAGGUCAAGAUUUGACUGUGUCUGCAGUGUUAUGCCUGAAACAAAGAGUGUUUCUUGUUUAUGUGAGUGAAACAGGGCACGCCAACUUUUUGUCAUUAAUGUCAAACUCGACACGCCACGGCUUGCAGAUUUUCAGGUUUGUUGCAUCUCCACUUCACCUUUCAGAGUUCAUGAGAGUGAAACCGUGUGGGUCGUUCUCUGACGUUUUCGUAGUUAAACCUUCGUCUGACACCAUUUCACUUUCUGUAAGCUGAGCUCUUUUCCUUAUCUGUAAACUCACAUCAGCUAUCAGCGCUCCUUCAAUUCAACAAGUGCUUUCUUCUUCUAUUGUUGUUGUGAGUGCUGCUUCCUGUAAUGUGCAGUGUAUAUGUAGAGGUAUUUUUCCACCCGCAGUAUUUAUGCUCAACCUGCUGCAGUGUUGCAUCACGUAUCUUCAACUCCAAUAAUAGUCACUUGAAUUGGAGGAAAAGUGGUUCAAUCUUGGUUGAUUUGGUUGCUCAUUUGAAGGAAACAUGUUGUGACCAGUUUGUGUCAUUCUGGUAUGUUUUAAUCCAUUUGUUUGGUUCUGUUGGGCGGAUAUGAUCUGUGCCUUGCAGGUGAUGCCAAAAUCCCGGGCAGCUAACGUGCUUAUUUAGGAUUACAAGCACUGUAUGGGAGUCAACUGUGGCCCAUAUGGUCAACCACACGAGCAUUCAAUGACCACAAAAAAGUUUCAGAAAAUAAAGAAUUAGAUAUCUAAGACAAAAGUAAAGAAAAAAAAAAUGGUGAGUGCGGAAAUGUUAAAAAUGAAUAAUCUUAUUAUCACAUGUAACACAAAAGCAAAAACAACAUAUAUAUUUCAGAAAACACAGCAAUAUUUCAUGAAAACUGAAUUUUUUUUUUUUACAAAAUGAGAAAACUGCAAAAAGCAAAAAAUCUAUAGGAAACAAAAACAUUUUUAUAAAUCAAAAAUAUUUUGCAACACAUACAUUUUUACAAAAAACACAUUUUCAGUUUGACCUUCUUUUGUUAAACAGUUUGGAUUUUUUAUUUGAGAUGUUUUUUUGCCUCAUGAAAUAUUUGUGUACUCUGUCAAAUGUUUUAGUCUUUUGGGUUUUUAGGAAAAGCUUUUUAUUUUGUGAAAUGUUGCUGUAUUUUUUAUUUUUUGGAUUUCAUGUUUGCGUUAUGCGAAACGUUUGUUUCAUGGCAUAUUCAUAAAAUGUUGUUUGUCCUUAAAUGAUUGUGCGGUUGACCUUCAGAGUCACUGCAAAAGAACAUUGAACCACAAACAGCAUGAGGAAUAAGACACUCUAAACCAGCUACAGAAACAGAAUAUCACUGAUCCAUGAGUAUAAAGGAGACACUCGUGUCUACUUUUAUCUUAUGUUCUUAUUUAAUACCAGGGAUGAUAGGUUUUAGCAGCAGGCAUAGACACGUUCAUCAUGCUUGACUCAGGUUUCCAGGACUGGAGUUGUGUUUGUUUCGACUUCCAGUAAAUCCCAGACCUCUGAGCUGGCAAAAUGACAGACUGCUAAAGCUUUUGUGUCCAUUGAAUAGGACUGAGUUCCUGAACCCCUCUUUUUCCAGAGAGCAGUGUUGUCCAUUUCUACUAAUGUUCCCAAGAAGAAGUUUGAACAUUGUAGGCCACUCUCCCCCUUGUUUGCAAUAAUUGCCGUGACUAUUUCUGUCUUGCUGUUCUUAAGUAACCAGAACCACAGUAACCUUUUACCAGCAGCAAAAGCUAUAUAAACAGUCCUUUGCCCAACUCUCCGCUGUGGUGCUGUUUCUGUAUUUGUGGCAUGCUAAGAGGCAGUUGGAGUGGGCGAUGUGUCAGCCUCCUUGCACUUGUCUCGUUCUGGUCUUUCUGAAACCUGUAGUUUGGAGUCUGUUGGUCAUGUUGCUUUGAUGUGCAGCUGCCAGAGAAAGUGGUGCAGGGUAGAUUACACUCGCCCUUUGAUUUGCAUCAGAAGUAUUUUUAAACAAUAUCAGGAAGUGCCUCUUUAUUGCGUUUCUUGCAGUGAUAUUUUCCCAUGUGCACCUGUGUCAUCAGUUGCUUUUAGUUGCAAACUGCAUGCAUUUGGAGGCAGAAAAAGACAACUUAUUAUUUUUUGUUUGACUGUCCUCAGUGCACGCAUGGUCACAAACAUGAACUCACAAUUUUUAAACAAAAUUAAAAGGUUGCCAAAAUACAGUAAGACGAUUGUGUUGGCUGAAGAACUGCAUCAAAAAUAUGCUUUUUCCAGAAGCUCUUGUUUGAUAUGUUGGUGGCUGGAAUUAUGCUUUUGCAGAGAUGCUCUUGAACACUUGUGCAUUAUGUACUCAGAAUAUGUUACGUAGGUGCAGAGUACAAAGAAAAAGGGCUGCAAACAGAAAAAAAAAGAAAACUUUUGUGGAAUGCAGGAAAAUUAAUGAUAAACUGUAGACAUGUUUAAAAGCGGCUUCGCAAAAUCAUAAGAACUGUUGGGAGAACAAAUCACUUUAAGAUGCUGUUUAAAGUUUCCACUCCUUUGUAUCUAAAGUCCUGCUUCAGAGUGCAGCCCUGAAAUGUUUUUAUUGAUAGUGCAGAGAUGAAAUAGAUAUAAAUGAAUGAUAUUGGAAUUUUGCUGAUACUGAUGCAGAUUUUGAUACAGAUACAGAUUCUCAUACCAAUCCAAGUUUGUCAUUAUCCUGCAGACGCUGGCAUCUUCCACCAGACUGAAUGGCUGGUUAUCUAGUGAAGAGAGAGUUUUAGUGAUGUUUAUGUUUUUAGGUGGUCAAGUUUUUGCUGACACAGUUGCACAAUGAAAUGACCAUCCAAGUUAUUAAACAAUUAUAAAAGACCAGGAAAAACUGAAUGCACUGUAUCAUGGCAUCUGUUCUGCUCACAGUCCACCCCACAGAUGGUGAUCACGUGACUGAACUCUCUCAGCAGAUAAUAUGGCCACAGGCUAACAGCCAACAGCUCCAGCUCGGGACAAUCCAUGACCGUCUUUAUGGAGACAUGUCCUGGGUUACACCAUCGGUUGUUAAGAGACAUGACGAGUCCCCCACUUUUGCUUUUCCCACAUGCUGUAGCGUCUCUGUCGGCAGGUCCACAUUAGCAUCCGGUACAAGGUGUGUUAGCCAUGUCUGUAAAGAUGAACAGGCUGCUUUCCGUAUAAAUCCUCUGGUUGUUCAGUGCAGACAGCUCGUCGAUCUUGUUUCCCAUGAUCACAGAUAGAAUAGAGGGUUUGCAGCGCCUUCGGUUGUCUGCUAGCCUAGCUUUAACUUAACCCCAGCCUUGCACCCCCUGGGACUCCUCCUCAGCUCUCAUAUUGUGGUUCGUUCCAUUUUUUUUUUUUGAGCCAGCAGCUCCUCUCUCUCCAAUAAGCAAAAAAACUAAGUUUGAGUUGUUUAUGAUUUUUUUUUUUGGUGUGUAAAUAUCCAUGGGAAUAGUAUAAGAAAACACACCAAAAAAAAGAGAAAAGGCAAUAAAAGCACAUUAUGUCACUAUAAAAAGACUAAAAUGGGUUAAAAAGAAAAAAAGGUGACAGCAAGGUGAGAAAUAGGUUUAAAGGUUUUAAGCACUGAGUACUGUAGAGCUACUGGAGAGGCAGCCGUCUCCUACAGCGCCAUGGCAACAUGCCUGCUGUGUCAUUUUCAGACUCGGCCUAUUUUUGUUUACAACAGCCUCUUGUUGAGGCUAAGGCUUUUCAUGUCAGGGUUGUCUAGUGGCUGAGCCUCUUAACACGAUCCUCAGUUCGUGCGCACCGUCUGCUUACACAAUCCCGAGAUACUGUAUCACCCUCUGUGAUGAUGUUCAGAGGCUGCCGUGGUGGUGUACUCUACCUCUUCAACUCGCCCACAGUCAAAGUGAGAUCAUGGGGGAAUUCAGCUGAAGUAGCAUGUGUUUAUAAAAAGUUCUGUAUCUCAAACACUCGAGUUGGUUGGUCAGUUUUUCUCUGGUGUUCAUGAUGAAUUCAUCAACAGUGGGUUGGCAGUCAUUGCCUUUGCUGUGUUGUUGUUUGAAGGUGUUUGGUGUUCGAUGGCAGAAAGCUGUUUUUACACCAGACUUGCAGAUCUUUCUCAUUGCCUCUGCUGAUAUGAAAAACUCGUCCUCUUCCUCUUUAAAUUGUAAGAACCAAAAGCAGGAAAAAAUGACUUUCCUGAGCAAUUGUAUAACAUUUCUAUUGACCUUAGUGCUCCAAUAAUCAAAUAGUUUAGUGACUGAGUAUCAUAUUGAGUAUUCUGCGAUUAAUACGCAAGUGAAUUCUUUACUGAUUGGCAUUAGUCUCCCACAUUUUGAUGACAAUAAAGUUCAAAGGAAACUUAAACCACACUGAGUGACAGAGAAGACUCUCCUGCUUGUGCUGGCUCUAAAGAUGGAAAUAAAUGUGGAAGUUACUAUGAAAACUGUGAGCCUCUAAAGGGGGCAUAAAAGCCCUCCAGUGUUAGCUGAUUGAAGUCAUUCUUAGAGUUGGAAAAUAUUCACCCCACACAGUUAUUCUGGAGAGAGGAGUGAGGUAUAGGUGUCACAGUGAUGAACAGCCUGUGGUGUUAAAACGCACUCCAAAAAACAGCCACUUACAGUUUUAAGGGUUUAUUUCCAAAAAAUUGAAAUUUCGACUAAAGCUUAAUAUUAAAAUGAAAGGUAAUGAAAGUUGUGCUUUAACUAAGUAACAAGAAAAUAUACACGUGUGGUCAAAAACUGUGUAAAAUCAACGCCUUCACCUGCCUGACACUAGCAUCAUGACACCACCAGCCGUGACGUGUGACCACAAUCAUGUGACCAAACUGAUAACGUCAGAAAUACCAACCAAUGAAUCAACUCUGCUUAGAUCUAACCAGACAAAAAAGACGUCAACCAUAAAUUGUGUUUUCAAAUAUGAAAUGGCUACAACAAUAGGUAUCAAAUCUGUUAGUUUGACCCAUGGUACCACGUUUCCAUCAGCUGUGAAAUGAAGGCUCUUAAAUAUGAGCUCUAAUAGGAUUUCCUCAGCUUUUUGAGACAGCCCCUCAUAGAUACUAGAGUUGACUGCAGUUUUUUGCACUUCUGCACUAGCUUCAUUUUUAAAUCCGGGGGUUGCUGUUUGGUUUGUACAAAAAAUUAUUUAGUUUUUUCUUACCUCUGAAGUGAAACUGACGCCACCUCAACAGCAUUAAGACUCCCAUUAUGCAUCACCCUAAAGCCUCCAAAGCAGGUUGCAAUUACACAUUGUUUAUUUAUUUAUAUGUUGAGUGGUCGUAGAGUUGAAGCAAAGCUCACCACAGCAUUUUGCUUGGAUUUUAUUUUCCAGAUUGAAGACAGAGUUACUUUCCUCGUUGUAAAGGAUAUAUUUUUGCCACUUGUACUUUCAACUCAAAGUGAUACUAGAAUUUGUUGCCAGUUAAACAUUUUUUUAUGUGUUCAACUCAUUGGAGGUGAUAAUCUUAUCUAAAAUCGGACGUUUAGUGUAUCUGUCGUUUUCCUUCGUCUAAUGACUCUCUUUAUCUUGAUCUGGGCUCCUUGACCCGCCUGAUUCCCAACCAUUGCUGAUGCUCUGCUUCAUUCUGCCAUGAGCCGUCCUCUUGAAAUGCCACCGUGGCGCCCAUCUCCAUGGCAACCCCUCUGCCUCUGACAUCAGUACCACCACUCCACAGCCAAUGGGAGCGGGAGAGAGAGAAAUGAGAGCCUUGACACUCUGAAAUCCUGUUGUGCAAUUCACAAGGAGAUUUGGGUGAUUACGCCUGCAAAGACGAACACAGCGUCUUCUGCUUCAACAAAUAAGCUGAAGAUCUAUGCACUCUGCUGCGUGUUGCAUUGAAGCCCAUAUCAAACGCUCAUCAUCAGAGCCUGACGGAAGCAUCUUAUCUCUUAACCGCUGCCGCUGCAUGACAGCCUUUCACAUGUUGCGUCCCCAUAUUUAUCAGGAAACAAAAUACUGUGAAUGAGCACAAACCCUCCUGAUUAAGUUAGAUAACCGUGUUCGGCAAUGACGCUGAUGUUACUCAAAGUUAAAUAUGCAGAAGCAGUCUGGUGGCUUUGAUAAUAUCUAUCUGAAACUCUUAUCUUUAUAUCAAAGUGUGCUCGCAGGAAUUUAAGUUGCAUUGAGUUUAAACACACAGGAGGGCUUUCAUGAUCAACAUUACAGUUUUGGACUCAUUUGUACUUAAACUGCAGUCUUAUUUCUGUAACCGCAAAGCUUUGGUGUUAAAUUUACACCAUUGGCUAGUUCACAGAGCUAUUUUCUCCAUACUAGGGCUGAUUUUCGACGUGCUCCGUGCGUGUUUCUCUGCAGCCUUGACUAUUGUGCAAUGUCAAGGCAAAGGAAAGAUGUCCCUCCCUCCGCCUUGACCCACCAUAAGUAUAUAACCAGCAUAGAUUACAAAUCCCCAGUGUGCAUAUUCUCAGUCUAUAUAUUAACAGGUUGAUGGUAUAGUCAUUAAACAUGUUUAAUUUGAUUUCUCUGUAGGUUUGUGCAGGUGUAGUAGCAACCAUGUAUGGAUAUUUUAUGAUGUUAAACUUCAGACCAGCUGUUAUUUUUAUCAUUGUAUGUUUGAUUGGAGUGAUUAUAUUGAUUCAGUAUUUUGACGACCAGUCUUGAGGGUACAGUUUGCUCAAGAAGUGACAGCAAGAUCAGGGUUAACUGUACCAAACCGUACCAAGCUGUACUGAAGCAAUCCAGACUGCUGGGUGCAAACUCACCAUAUAUCUGUAUUACUGGUCAUUUAAAGGUAUCCCUGCCUUUAACUGAAAAGAUUUUGAUCAUGCAAGAUAAAGUCAGCUCGAUCUUGGUGGAUGUAGAGACUCCCCCGGCUGUAAAAUCCACCACCCUGCUGUAGCUGAUAACAAGCUCAAACAGAGAGACAAAGGUCUUCGAGGGCUGGACGUCAUUCAGCAGUUAGAUCUGGGAGUGGCAGAGUACGUACAGACAGAGAGAUACAUUUAAAAAAAGAGAGGUGCUUUUUUGUUGAAGGGCUACUUGAUAUUAAAGGGUAUUAUUAAGAGUAUUCAUCUCUGUGGGUUAACCACAACUGAUGGGCCUCAAUCAGCAAACCUCUGUUUACAUUUCAGCGCUCUGUCGAAAAGAAAUCUGUAUUGAGCGGUGUAUCAGGUAGAGUGUACAUAGCUGUUUCAGCAUGCACAAAGAGACCAUUUAGUCUUCUCUUAGUGGACACAGCUGUUAUUUACACUGUGAUUCUUUUAGUUUGCAUUCAGAGUGUGAUUAAACUGGCUGUACAAGCAAGUUUACUCACUAACAUCUAACCUCAUGCCAUGUUGUGUGUCGUGAUGCGGGUUGAAGCUAAAAAAGUAGAGGAAAAAGAAGAGUGUAUUUUUGUCAAAUAACUAGCUUGCUUUGGAUCAAACGAAAGAGGUCUUCAGUAUUUGUGUAAACUCUGUUGUGUAAUCAUGUAGCUGCUUGAAGAAACAGGAAAAGGGAAAACUUUAUUUGUACACGAUGCAAGUACAAUAUUCAUACUGUUCAUUUGGGCUGGUAAAGAUCUGUAUACAUCUGUUGAGUGCAGAGAUAUGAAGAAAAUUAAACAAAGGUGCUGCUCAUAAAAUGUAGUGAUGUCUGAUUCUCUAAGCAGAUUGAAUAUAUAUGAUAAAGCUGUUAGGUUUUAUUAGUCACAUAAUGUAUCCCUAACAAAAUGAAAUUCAUUAUUGUGUUUGAAAUAUUCUAAGGCCUCUGAUUUGAGAUUUCUAUACUUUUGUACAGCUGUAAACUGAAUAUAUAAAGGUUGCAACCAUAGAUAUAGACUGUAUAUUGAAUGGAUGCCAUCUUCCUCCUUGCUGGGUGAUAACAGCACCCUUUGGUGACGGGCUGCAGUAUAGGUCAUAAAUCCCACCUCCUUUAGCCACCCCUAUGGAGUUGUGGACAAACUUUAGAAAUUAAUUACACAGAACAUAAAUUUUUCUCACCACUGCUUGCAAUGUUGACAUGUAGUUACAGUAAGACUGGUUUGUGUUUAAGUCCUCUUUUUUUUUCGUGCAGCUCUUUUUUUUUUUUAAAAGUUAUUAGGGGGUUCAUGUUUUCUAUGAUUGACACCUGAUACAGCCUUAUGGACAUACAAAGAUUGCAUAGCUCACCUGACAGAUACGCUGUUUGAGCCGAGUGUCAAAACAGCGACUCUCACCCUGAGUACAUGCGAUGCUACUGCGCAAGUAGUGGUUCCAGGAAUUGGAGAAAAUCCUAGAAAUACCAAGAGCAAUAUGGCUUUAUCUCCGUGUAAUGACGGAGGGGGAGCCAAGUUGUGCAUAGUAUAUACAGUCUAUGGUUUCAACCCAAGCAAGACAUUAUAUGCCAAUUUCCUUUAUUAAUUGGACUAGAAGCUAAGUCAUUGAUGUUGAUAGAAGAUUAUAGACUGAUCAAUUAACAACAGUCAUGGAUCGAUCUCUAAUCGGCUCCAAAGUCUGAUAUUUUUCACCUAAUUGGUGAAUAAUAAUAUCAGCAUAAUUUUAAUGUCAUCUACCAAUAAAUUUUUUAAAAGCUAUUUAUCCGUAUCAGCAGGAAGGAAGAUUUCCGCCUGUGUGCAGCAAAGAUGAUGCAUUAAUUAUGCACAUGAGACGAUGGCUUCGUUGAGUAAGCCAACAACAAGCUCCCACAUGUCCACUGUAUAGAAGUAUUUGGAAGUGGUGUACAGCUGCGUUUUAUAGCUGUGUGUGAUACAAGGUGCAAAACUACUCUCCUUCAGCUCCACAGAUUAAAUUGUACAUCUCAAGAAAUGUCACCAUGCAUAAGAAAUAUAGCAGCGACCUUAUUUUUCGGUGUGUGUUUUUGAAAGAGAUUACAUUUAUUAACUAUGGUUUCAUCAAAUGCUGUCUAUUAGGUUUUGAAUUCUUAGAUUUGAUCUCAAAAAGUGUGCAGUAAACUGUUAGUGAAGCCAUAAACAGGCUCUCUGUCAUUAUUAAGCCAAAUAAUUCAGCCAAAGAAGUGGACAGCCUGAAUCCUGAUGAGUCUUUGCUGUGAAUAGUUGUUGUUGGUUUUUUUGUAUAGGAAUAGAAGAAAUGCUUUUUGGAGUUAUGAUUGUUACUGACCAGGACAAGUUUUAUGUGUUUAUGAUGUUAAACAUUUACAGUUUCUUCCUCGCUAAACGGUAGUGUAAAAGCUUUCUUUCCUUCAGUCUCUUUUCUGGUGCAAAGCUGCAUUUUUGGCAAGUUCACACCAAUCUGUUGAUCAGGGGAAUGGUGUGAAAGCUUUGGCAGUUUUACUGAGGAAGAGAAACAAAAAGUGAACCUUUCUACAACACGAGUCCAUUUCCUCAGAGACUUGGUUCUCUGUGUGUAUAAACACCUCUGCUUUUUUUCUGUUCUGGUUAAUUUUUUAUUUUUACAGGAGUGUAUACAUUUUUUAUGGUGUUUGCAGAGUUGUUGAGUGUUUCAGCCCAGACGGGUCCGUCUCAGCUGUGAAACACAGCAGGAGACAAACGGGCGCACAGUGCAAGAAGGGAAAUGUUGCUUCAUCAGAGUCACUUCCUGAAGUUUCCUCACCUUCUUUGCUUAAAGUGACAGAGACCUUUGCUUUCUCUUUUUUUUUUUUUUUGUAUUUUGCAGUUUUCUUUGCGUGAUAGUUCUCAUCACUAAAAGUAAACUUUGGGUAAUUUGUGUAUCAUGUUAAUGUCAAAAGAAGGUCACUAGGUGUUAGGGAAAGAUUGAGUGUUUCAGGACUUCACAGAGCUAGUUUGAAACAUAAAUCUAAUUUUUAUCAUAAAGCAGUUCAAGUUUGUGUGUGAAGCUCAUAUUCACACUGACACUUCACAUUUCGUUUGCUUGUAACAGGUUAUUGUGGUUAUCAUGCACAGAAGCAGGAAAUGCAUUAUGAUGAAUAAAGGCACAGAAGAACACUGUGUCUAUAAUGUGUGAUUGUACCAUGUUUAAGACCCCCAUGCUGGAAACCUUUUUUUUUUUUUUUCCACACUUGGCUAAGAAGGCCACAUUGUGUGAACUCUUGUGGGCGAUAGUGAGUGAAGCCUGAGGCUCUACUACAGAAACCCAGACGACAAAUGAUGCUUUUUCAAUUCUACGAAACAGACCAAAUUUAAGAUUAAAGAAAGAAAAAUGAAUCUUUUAAGUGGCAGAUAAAUGAAAACAGAUUUGAGAACAAGUGAGUAAAAGUUACAGAAUCAAGACUGAAUAUAAAGCAACAUAGACACGGAUAUUAGAGCCGCAAAAACUGCAGGUAAUCAACAGUUGAAUCUUGUGAUUUUAUCUGUUAUGAGAAACAAAACCAUCUAUUUGUAACUUUCCUAGUGCUAGUUGCUAUCUGUUAUAAAAGAGAGAAGACAGCAAACAGCCAAUCAUGAUAGUGACAGCGAUUGUGAUAAAAAUCAAAAUUAGCAGAAUUUGUUUUUAUGGUGAUAAUGUUUUUGGUAAAAACCACCCAGCUAGAACUGGGCGAUUAUAUGAUCGUGAUCGAUGAUCGUCAUAAAUUUAAGUUCGAUCACUGUGAUCAGCUGAGAGCAUAUUUAUGCGAUCAAACAUAGAGAAAACGUGCGUCACAACAGCCAAUCAGAGACGAGCUGUUCCUGCUUACUUCUGUAAGUUGCCGGAGAAGUAAACAGGAGAAGUGAACAGAAUGACCAAACAUGGAGCUAAACGCGGAGCUGAGGGCAGCAAGAUAGUUGUCAGCUGUGACUUUGAGUCAUCCUCCGAAGAUGAUAUUGUUGACAAGUUAUUCAACGUCAGUUGUAUGGUGGUGGUUCAGGUAUCUCCAAAGUGACGUCGAGUAAUUAAGCCGAUGAGCAUGGUAUGUCCACGAUCGGUGUCCUCAAAAACCAGCAACACAACAAAUCUGUGUAAUCAUUUGAAGAAGUACCUCCCCAAUGAUUAUGCAGAAAGCAUGAAAAUGUGGGCGGAGUCUGCACAGCGUGUCACUGCUGACGACAUGAGUAGCAUUAGCAGUUUAGCCACACCAGACCUAGGCAGCAAUUAAUCAUAUCAUCUACGUUUACAUCAUCUAAUGUUUAUAUUUAAGGCGUCUUUAUUAUCUCUGAGGGGGCGAUUUGUUUAUUUUGGGUCUUGCAUACCUGCAAAAACACUCAGGACUGUAAACUAGUUCACUUUAUUAUUUAGUAUUUAACUACACUUAUUGUACUGUUGAGUUAAAAUUGUUUUUUUUUUAUAUAUUUUGCGGCCUAUUCACUUUGCUUUGUUAUUUACUUUGUAUGUAAAUAAAAUGUUGAACUAAUGUCUAGUUUCUUUAGUUUUUAGUACAGAUGCUUUAAAACAGGCAGUUAGAAAAAAAUCGUGAUAAUAAUCGAGAUCGGACGAUAUGACAAAAUAUAUUGUGAUCAUUUUUUUUGCCAAAUCGCCCAGGCCUCCACCCAGGCCCUAGUCUCUAAACUCAUGUUUUGUCUAACCAGUAGUCCAGAUUUCAAAGAUAUUUCAUCAACAUUUACAAACCAUGGUAAAGUUGCAGGGCUGUUACAACCAAAGAAUUUCGUAUGAUUGAUAAAAAAAAUGUGAAAAUGUUGUUGGUAACAGGAAACUAUCAGGAGCCACGAGCCAGUUCAUGCAGAAUAUGUGUCUAGAUCAGAUAAGUUCAUCAGAUUUCAAAAAGUGCGUUCAUACAGUCAAAAAUAAUCUGUAUUCAUAUAGCAUGAAGAGAAUGUGAUGAACUCUAUGAAACCAUGUUAAAGACUAAUAACAUGAUGGAUCAGAGUUGUGUUUCACUCUGCAGAGUGGAUGCUGAAUUCCACUGAAACAGAGUGAACAAUCAGUGAUGUGACUAAUACUCAGUGUGACUCCAUGUCACGCCACAUUAGUUAAUGUAAAUAUAAGACUGUACUGUAAAUAGCAUAAUGUAAGGACCCUUUAAUCCCCCUGUACCAAUGCUUAACACUCGCUCUUUCCUGCACAGCGGCCUGCUGUGUGUGUGUGUGUGUGUGUGUGUGUGUGUGUGUGUGUGUGUGUGUGUGUGUGUGUGUGUGUGUGUGUGUGUGUGUCUGCUGUUUGAAAACCUGUCCUUUCACUUUGAGCUGCUUUCAAAUCCUUCCCAAAACGCCGCACUCGAUCACGUCUGUCUGUGUGUGGUGUGUGUGCGCACGGACGGUCAUAUCUGCACUCUCUCUGUACACGUUGCCCUUAAGCAUAGUGAACUUCUCCCCUUCUUCCUUCAACCCAACCCCUUGAACAUUGUCAUGGUAACAGCCCUAUUGCAUAACACAGCGGCUGCAGUGUAAAGCCUUGUAUUUCCAUCUCCUUGGAAACAGACCCCCCCCUUCACUCUCUCUUAAACCCCCCCCUCCCUCUCCUCUGUGCGCCUUCCUGGGCACUGAGCAUGCUCAGACAACAAUGCAGAAGCAGAGGAAACAGGAAAGGCAGCUCAGAGCAGAUUCACUGUUGCAUACCAGAGCCUGCAGUCUGUAUUAAGAUAAGCGCAGAGAUACAAGUGCUGGAUCACAUCAUAAGAACAGAAAAUCAGAUGAAUAUUGUGUGUGCAUUAGUAAAGAUGUGUGUUGUUGAGGUUUUUAGGGCUACAUUUACCCAGAUUAUCAGGGUUUAGUUGGCAUGUUUUGUGCUGCAUCAUUCCUUCACAACCACUCCUGAGAAAUUUGACCUUGUACGCGUUUAUAGCUGAAAAAGACGAACAUUUUCACCCUUCACAGACAUGCCGAUUAUUAUCUUGUACAAAAAUUGAAUCUUCGAUCAAUAAAAAAUUGCAAAAUUUCCAAUUAAAGUCACUCAGAAUUAAAAAGUAACACAUUUUCUGUCGUAGAAUAAAAGAAAAAAUGUGUAUCUGUUUGUGAAGCUGGGCUAUUUAUCUUUGUGGGCUAUUAUCUUUUCAACUCAUUAUCUAGUUGUUGUACACACCUCCCUUUUGUGUUAAAUACAAGUGCCCUGCCAGUGUUUGUGCAGUUACAAAUCAUGGCCAGACGCUGUAGACGGGUGUCACUGUCAGCUGGCUCUCAGUAUUUAUCCCAGUGUUGUUUCCAGCAAAUUCAUGCAAUCAAAACCAACGAAAAAGUAGACUUCAUAAGUCCUGAGUGUUAGCAGAUGUUUAAGUCCACCCUGCACUGAUAAAGCCGAAUAAGUCAAGGGUCUCAUAGUAGUCACACACAGACACUUGAAUACUACACACCAACGUUGGUGUACUUUGUACUUCCUCAAAAAGUUUGUGCUUUCACACGUCUGGACAAACUAAUAAGGAACUGAAGGGCUUGUCUUAGUAAACACUAUAAAAUGAGGAGUUCACAGAGAUGGUCUUCACCUUUUCUGCACCAACGUUAGAUGAACCUCCUUCUGCAACAUCCAACACAGACUCCUUUACAUUUUCUAUAUUUUGAAAGGCUCUUGUAAAGGGUUACUGCCAGCAACGAAAUCAUUAUCCUUUGUCCGAAUGUAGAACAGUUUCGUAAAUCAUUCUGGACACAUGGAGACUGCUAAGACAUCUUGCUUAUGCGUUUACUCAGAGCAUGAGAAAAAAGUCCUGCAGGCUGUAUCAUUGUCUGUUCUAAAAACAAUCCCAUGGUCUGUCGGUGCCAAACUGGCUCUGCUCCGGAUCAGAUCUUCUUCGCUCUGAUGAAUAAGUCUUGUAGCAGCUCCGUGCUCCUCUCUCCACCAGGGUAUCUGCUGCUGCUUCUGCUGCAGUACAACAGUUACAUGGAGGACUUUUUUUUUUUUUUUUUUCCUCCCACACACACACAUUCCUCUCACACAAGUGGAAAGGAAGGUCACUCAUAUUUCCCUCACAGAAGGCUGGCACACUUGUGUUUACAUUUCAGUCCCUUCACCACCAUCACUAUAGCAACUCCUUUUCUUAUUCUGUCGUACCGUGUGGGCGGUCUUCUGUCAUUCCUGUUGUUUGUAAUGUGCAGAAAAUAAAAUAAAAUCACACUUGGCUCGAUGUAAAUGAGGCUGCUCAAGAACUUCAGGAAACCAUUAGCAUGCAUGUUUUCUCUCUUAUUAUUUACCCUUGGUUGAGAUUUAGCUUUUGUGAUGGCAGCAAAUUCUGAUUCAGAUCAGACCACCUAGAAAUAAGUUUUUGUAGUAUGAAGCAGUUCUUUGCAAAUCUCAUGAGUCAGCUCAUGAUGUGUUGAUUGGGCUUUGGUUUUGAUGCCCCAGUUGCUGUUAGCUGAUAAUGUCUGGCUAGUUUGCAGACCACAUCCGGACUGAUGUUUGUGGCUCUGAAAUAAGUGGCAUGAAUAACCUGUUCAUGUUUCUCACAGCACUCAGAGGAAAUGUCAGAGGACCUUUUUAUUUGCAUUUAGUGGCUUUCAAAAUAGAGAUCAUUAAAUUUAGUCGCCAGUUUUAGCCUCAAUAGUGUUGGAUUUAAAAAUAUCUCAACCUGAGUUGGAGUGAGGAAGUGAAAACAGGCAGAGAAGAGUGCGAGAAAGUCAACAGUAGACAUGUCUGUACCUGGGAAAGUGUGGAGGAGUGGAACUGAACAAUUAGUCUGCUGGGUGUAGACGCCCUCCAACAAUCAGCCAGACAUUUUCUCACACCUGAAACUGUAUUUUUAUUUCUCUUAAUUUUACUGCACCGUGCUUCAUUUGUGGAAAAGGGCUCUAUUACAGUAUAAUCUAAUUCUCCUGAUACAAAAACUCUCAAUUAUAGUCAUUGGCUAUCAUCCUGUCGUAUUGGCAGACUCAUUAAAGGCACCUGAACCUUCCAGCUGUUAGGAAGCUGCUGUCUCAGCACAGCGGUAGAGCACAGAAAACAAUUAAAAUAGUGCAGAGUGAACAAGAAAAAGGAAAUAAUUGCAGUGAUCAUUAAACAUGUUGGUGCUUGAUGGUGCAAACUGGUCCAAGCUUUGCCCCUAAAAGAAAAGACCUGCAGGCAAAAACAUGUAGCCUACAGCUCUUAUUCAUUCAGCUAAAGGCUUAGUGCGUAUGAAUAGAUGUAAUUGUUUAUUUCUGACGCGAGAUAAUGUUGGUAACUCAUUUACUUUUUCUGUUCCAUCAAAUAUAGACGCCUUAAAUGUCUUUUGAGCCUGAAUAUAAGAUGUUAUUUUGUAGAAUGAUGUCUAAAAAAGUUUGAUUAUCUGAUAUUCCGUCUCUCACUUUUACCCUGACACCUGUCUUGACUCAAAGGUGCUGCUGCUGCUUCUUGGUUGGAGAGUCUGGCUGUUCUCUGAAGUGUCAGAACAGAUCAAGCACAGGACUGGGAUUCAGUCUACAGUGUUGUUGGUCACUGAUCACUCUGAUACUCUGCUUUUUUUAACCCACCACAACGUCUGCUCUGGUGUUAGAGGAAGUACAUCUCUAUUGCAUGAGCACCAGAACUAAAAUAUGUGUGUGGCAAUAACAAAACAAGUGUGUAAACGCAUGAUGAUAAUACGGUGAGUCCUUGUCAUGGCAGAUUAGCUAUUCUUGGGUAAUUUUUACUCGUAUUGUGUGUGAAGUGAUCAUGUUAAAUCAAAAUGUCAGCAAACUAUGGUUGCAGACUACUACUACUACUACUUUUAGAAUCAUUUUUGAAAAUACCUCCUUUCUAUUUUAGAAAACAGUAUUUUAGUCUGGAAACAUAAAUAAUUUUUUAUGCUUUAAUUUUCAUUUCCCAUACUUUUUACACCUGGAAAUUGGUCAAAUUUAUUUCCAUACUUUUCCAAACUUCUGUGGGAAUCCUGUCAAAUACUAAGUAAUUCUCUUAGCCUUAAAGCUCACAUUUGAUUUAAUACUCAGUUACUACAGAAUAUGACUUUAAGGUAAAUGAUUUACUGCUGGUUAAACUUAUAGUUCACAGAGCUUUUCUUUUGAACCCUUUUGUGUUUUUUUUGUAGUUUUUUUUAUUUUUUUACCUUUAAGAUAUUUCUACAUUUUGAUUAAUUUGAAACCACCAACAUUAGUAUUUGAGCCCUGGUCUGAAGUUGUACAGCUCCAGUCUUAGGAAGGGUUAUACUGCGAACUCUGCCUGUAAUGGUGUGGGAAACCAAAGUCAGGCCGGGUUUAUCUUGAUCAGGAAGUGAGAGCUCUUUGUCUCUCUCCCUCUGGCGUGCUGCAGCACACUUGAGGUGCAUUGUGGUGUGCUGCACAGGGGCAUGGCCUCGUCAUAUUUAAUUUCACUGCAUCCUCUCUGCUGACUUGCAAUAGUUUGGACCUGUUCUGGCCUCUGAUUCAGCUGAGCUGUGUCAUCAUGCUAAACUGGUCAGGUAUCAUUGCUUGGGAGUUUUGUUUCACUCCUACAUUCCUGAUCCUUUGUUUAUCAUGCAGAUACUGCAGCAGUCUAACUGCUUACAUCAGAGGUGUGUUUUAUGUGUUUGAAGACACUGAUAACACAAACCCAACUUUUCCUGCUCGAUUCUUUCACAGUAAAAGCUCUUCAACAAACCAACAAAAGGGAGUGUUAUCUGUCAGGGUUAGUUUCUGAUCAGUCAAACUUUCUCAGCACAGCAAAACAUGAAUUAGAUUUUCCUGCUCUUAUGAUCAUAGCAGUGAAAACAAACCUGCUAAAUGUCAUCAAGCUGUUAAACCUUUGCUUUGGAUUUCUGGUUCAGUGAACAGAACUGCAUCACAUGAUACAGGGGCCAGGCACAGCUUUGUGUCACACUCCAACUUUUUGCAGCUUUUUUUUUUUUUUCUUAGCAAAGGUCUGUUAGUAAUAGUAAAACUGAUUUAUUUGCCACAUCAGAUGCUGUUCAGAGAACAAAAAAACAACAACAUGCAACAGGAGAUUAAAACAUAUGCAUCACUAUUUUUAUAGCUGAAACUAUGUCAAGAAUGGGUGGAAACUGCAUGGUGACGCAGAUCAUGGUCCCUGUGGAGCUUUAAAGUCUAAAAUGAAAUGUUUUAAGUUUAAGGCCUUCACAAGUCUUCACUGUUAUGUGUUUUAGUACUUAAUCAAACCUACUCUCCACAGUUAAUAUUUGAUGAUAUUAAAUUAAAGGUUAAUCUGUUUGGGGCUCUGUCAUUAUGAUUGAAUUUAUUUAUUUAUUUAACUUAUUUUUUCUAUUUUAUUUUUUCCAAACAUGUGCGUGCAACACAAGAAAGUAAACUGAAAACAGACAAACAAACAAAAGCAAUGAAAAUAUUCAAAACAACACUAACAAUAAUCAAAGCAAAGAUAAACAAACUACUACUAAUAAUAAUGUGAACCCAAUAUGUCUGAAAAGUAGUAGGAUGAAGCAUUAUGCUUAUUUCAGUCUACCCCUUUACAUUACAUGUACAAAAAAUAGAAAAUAAAUAGAGUAAUAUAAUGGAGUAAAUAAAAAAUAUCAAUUUUUAGCAUCAGCAAAACAGUAACUGUAUGGGACAACAGACUGCAGUAUUGAUAUGUGCAGUGCUCUUUAAUGUCAGGUGUCAUCCUUUUCUGGAUCAUGGCGUCUAAUCUUCGGCUUUUGUGUCUCCUUAAACCUCUAGCUCUGCCUAUGACCGGGACAACAAGAUCCGUGUGGCCAUCAAGAAGAUCAGCCCCUUUGAGCACCAGACGUACUGCCAACGCACCCUGAGAGAGAUCAAAAUCCUGCUGCGCUUCAAACAUGAGAACAUCAUCGGAAUCAACGACAUCAUCCGCACACCCACCAUCGACCAGAUGAAGGAUGUGUAUCCUUUCGACCCAGGAUCAGAUCCAGAUUAUACAGUCAGAGACGUCAGGACAUGGUCUGAUUGUUUCACUGUGUAAUGAUCAUUUAGUUUCUCAUGGUUUACCACAGACGCUGUGUUUUAUGCUAAUAUUUUCAACAGUCAGAAUGACUUCUUUGUGCUGCCAGUGAAUUGGUCUCACACUUUGGUGUUUGUAGUUCAUUCUUGUUUUUCAGUUGUAUUUCAUUACGUAAUGGCCACCUGUCACCUUGUAUUUGGCAGGGACACGCUUCGCUGUUGCCCAGAAACAACAGUGGCAAACUGGUUUGAGCCCAUAGUUACUGUCAGUUUCAUAAAUCACCGUGGGAAGUUCUAUACUCCUCUUUACCUAAAGGAAAUAUCUGUGACUUUAGCUCUCGGCUAAUCAUCUCACGCUUCCUGCUUUCGUGAUAACUCAAGCUAUCACCCACAAACCCCUCCAGAUACAGUAUCUUUCUGUCACAGAGAUAAUGUCUCCUCUGAGAGGUGGCAGAACAUACUUUCAGCAUGUUGUAGCUGUAGGAACAACACGUUUAACCACCAUUACACCUUCAGACAGGAAGAUUUCAAGGUUGUCUGAAAGACGAGUCUGCUCGAGUCAGAACUGAUGUACUUCUUGAAAAGUUGUAAGCCCAUUGCUGAUGAAAUCCAUCAUGAACAAGCCAGUACAACGUUUUUAUAGGUUGGCUGCUACGGCUCAGGAUUACAGGAUCAGUAAAUCAUGGGCUAUUCCUUGCAUUUCAAACAACUUUAUUAAUCCCUUUAGGAGCAAAUGAUUUGUAGCAGCUUGUUUAUAACAGGCAUAAAUAAGUACAGAGAAUUAUAGACAACAGGAAAUUAUACAUAGGGGCUAAAAUGAGAAAUUGAAUUUACAAUGAAUACUGAUAUUUAACUGACUGAUCAAUCAACAAAUGAAGAGAACAAUAAAAAGGAAUACACUUUCAAAGAAGUGAAUCACUGAUAUGACGACAAUCUAAGUUGCUCAAGUGUAAAAUUUUGGCUGGUUUAACUUCUGCGCUCUGAUUGUCUACAUAAAGAUCCCACAUUGUAGAACAAAACUAUACAAGCCUGAUAAAGGCAGUAUGUGAAUGUGUUGAUUCAGAGUGCAUUGGUCAUGUAUUUCCUUAACUCAGCUGCGUGCAGAUAUAUCGUCCAGGAUCUCAUGGAGACAGACCUGUACAAGCUCCUGAAGACUCAACACCUGAGCAACGACCACAUCUGCUACUUCCUCUACCAGAUCCUCCGAGGGCUUAAGUACAUCCACUCUGCCAACGUCCUGCACCGUGACCUCAAGCCCUCCAACCUUCUGCUCAACACCACCUGUGAUCUCAAGGUAGAAGCUCAAAGAGACGCCAACAUGAUUAAAACCUGUAAUCAGUGACUGAUAAUCCCGAGUUAUAUAAAUGAUUCUGAAGUUUAGCGUUGAACCUUGUUGUUUUAUAUCAGAGCGAAACGUUCAAUGAGCCGCUUGUCAUUUCAUGGACAGUGAAAAACUGAUUGUUCUGUAACUCCUCCUCCUGCAGAUCUGUGAUUUCGGUUUGGCUCGUGUGGCUGAUCCUGACCACGAUCACACCGGUUUCCUAACAGAGUAUGUAGCCACUCGUUGGUACCGAGCACCUGAGAUCAUGCUCAACUCCAAGGUGAGAGUCUUAACCUGCCUGAAGUUUAACAUCGGCUCUCUGUGAUAAAAGGAUGAUCGAGCUUUGUGUUUCUUUGUCUGUCGGUUUACUAACGAUUAUAAUGUGUUAUGUACUACAGUUGAUCUUUUUAAAGAGUGAGGCACCUACACUGUGCUGGCUUAACUUGGAACUUAGUUUUUCAUCAAUGAAAUAAUGCUAAUUAUAUUGUAGACAUAAUUUAACUGGUUUUUAAUUAUGACUGCUUUAUACUGAAGUCGUCACUGUCUCUCUCUCUCUUUUUAUUUCUCUCUCUCAGGGCUACACCAAGUCCAUAGACAUCUGGUCAGUGGGUUGCAUCCUGGCUGAAAUGUUGUCUAACAGGCCAAUCUUUCCGGGGAAGCACUACUUGGAUCAGCUCAACCAUAUUUUGGGUAAUUUAUUUUUUAAUAUCUGGUGUUUUUAGGAUUGCUGUGGUGCUGCUGUAGUGUGAUGAUUCACCAAGUUCAAAGUCAAAUUUCUGUAAAUUAAAAUUUGCAUAAUUGCAGAAGUGUUCACAAGUACUCUCGGGCUGUGUCUGAAAGUUCACUUUAUCUCUGCUCAUGUUUUCUUGGGUAAUGGAUUAAGCUGGGGUAAAAGUCGGUCAGUUAGAGCUUUCAAAAGCCAUCCUCUUUUGUCUCAGAUAAUCAGAUUACCUUUCAGGAUUUGAGAAACCAGAGAUAGUCACAUUUAAAAAGCUUGAAUUCUGAAUACUUAAUUUGUUGUCUGUCCUCUCUCAGGCCUGUCUGUGGACCAUUAUUAUGUCAUAUGCUUAUUCCAUGUGUCUUUUUUCUGUGAUCGGACUGACAUUUUUUCACAUGAAAACCUUCAAACGUGGCUAAAAACUUAGAAUGAGAGCUUUGUGAAACAGUGACCAGCACAGUAACUGUCGUGGUUUUAAUCCUCUGCAAAAACUGCUCUUCUAUCUUCAGGGGUCCUGGGUUCUCCCUGUCAGGAGGAUCUCAACUGCAUCAUCAACAUCAAGGCCAGGAACUAUCUUCUGUCGCUGCCUUCACGCACCAAAGUGCCGUGGAGCCGCCUCUUCAACAAUGCCGAUCCCAAAGGUCAGCGUCUCUUCAUAUACGCACGAUUUCGACCUGCCUUUAAAUUCCAGUGAUAUUAGAAAUCUGUCCACUGGUCAGAGCUCUCCUUCGUCUGCACACAACUGCUCAUCAUUUCCUCCGAGGAUUCCUGGACAGAAUCUCAUUUUAUUUGGAGAGUGCAGGGACAAAUCCGACCACUAGAACAGCCAAACAAAAUUAAAGCCCUGUUCACAUCCCUGCCUCCAAGAAAUUUCAAGACAUGAUGUAAAAGAACAUAGUGACCAUGCUGUGUUAAUGUGUCCUUUUUUUUUAAUGGUGGGUGAAGUAAAGUGUAAUGCUUUGAUGAUCAGUUAUUCCCUUGCCUGCCCCUGAUGUUUGCCUGGACUGUCUUGCCUGGACUUUCUUUCUGGUUUUUAUUGACACAUGCAGCUCAAAAGAGGCAAAAACGGUGUCAGGUCGAAGCAGGCAUGAUGUUUUAGUGUAGCUAAGUAGGACUAAGGAGAAUACGAAGCAAUUUUCACACUCUUUCAGUUCAACCUGUCACUGGCAGGUACACAGAAAUAUCAACAGUUUUGAUGAUAUGUUUUUGUUUCCUGUAAUGCUAAGAUGUAAGGAGUGACAGUCAAGAUACAGUGCAGCAGGUAGCUUCAAGAUAAUGAUAAUAAUAAUAACAACAACUUUAUUUAUAUAUCACCUUAUAAAUGAAACAAACCAAGGCAGAGACAGACAAAGGAAAAUUGACAGUUGAAAAUGGACAGCUAAAUAUUGGCGGUUGAUGGUUGACGGCAUUACAUCAGGAAGGUGAAAAAGAAGAAGGUGGAUAGAGGACAGAUAAAAGAGAGAGAAAAAAAUACAUAGAUAAUAAAAUAAGAUAAGGUAAAAUAAGAGUAAUAAUUAAAAGAGAGGGAAUGUUACGGCAGCGUAGAGCUGCCAGACCAAAAAAAUAAAAACCGAGAGGCUCAGUAUCACGUAAUUACGUGAAAGUUUAUUGUUAUAACAAUAUCGUUUCACGUUAGAACGUAAAAAUAUCACGUAAUUUCAUGAUAUGAAGUUUUCAUGUUAUAACGUUAAAGUAUCGCGUUAUUUCAAGAUAUAUUUUCACGUUAUAACGUGAAAGUAUCACGUUAUUUCAUAAUAUGAAGUUUUCAUGUUAUAACGUGAAAGUAUCACAUUAUUUUACUGUCUGCUGGCCAUCUGUAAAUCAUGGCUCCUUUACAUUAUGCCAUUAGAUUGAGGCUUGAGACAUGGUGAGAUUUUAGAGUUAUUGGGCUCAGUGGAUGAGAUUUAUAUAAGCAUGCGUACCCUGAGAAGAAUUUUGAAAACAAUGGGGUUAUACCGGAGGAAAAACGAGUCGGACCCUCUUGAGGUAGCGUCAUUCCUCAUUGAUCAGCUGGAGGGACACGGCCGGCUGCAUGGAUACAAGCUCCAUCACCUCAACUGCAUCCAAGCUGAAAUAACGCGAUACUUCCACGUUAUAACAUGAAAACUUCAUAUCAUGAAAUAACCUGAUAUUUUUACGUUCUAACGUGAAAAGAUAUUGUUAUAACAAUAAACUUUUCACGUAAUUACGUGAUAAUGAGCCCCCAUUUUUUUUCUCUCGAUGUGGCAGCACCACGCUUCCAUAGAAUGUAUUAAAACAUGAGAAAAUGGUAAAAACAGGAUUAAAAUUAAUACUAAUAAGAUAAAUAACUGAGAAGGUUAAACAAGAGGUAUGCAGGCAAUAAAUAAAUCAUGCGUCAUGGAAAGGCAUCAUGUAAAAGCAAGUCUAAAAAAGUGAGUUUGAAGAUUUGUUUCAAAAGAUGUGACUGAUUGAUGUUUUCAUUUUGAACUUGCAGCCAAAGAUUGAUCACGUAGCAUGACACUUUUUCUCAUUUCUGCACAAAAGGUCAUGAACAGAUCGUGUGCACCUGCUGAGAUAUUCCCCUCUUUUCAGAGCACAAAACUUAGUUUGGUCAGUUUUCACAAGCACUCCAUCUCUUGAGUAAUUUUGCAAGUUGUGUUGUAGUGAUUUCAUAAAUACUUAUAAAUUUGAAGAACUGUUUUGAACCUCCAAAAAUAAAAUCCACAGUCACCCUGGGUGUGAUAGCGUCCUCUAGUGGACAGGAAAGCUCAGUAUGGUUCCGAAACCACCUUGGAUAAACAAAGCCUUAUCCUUGUCUCGUGUUCUCAUCCUUGUGUGGCAGCUCUGGACCUACUGGACAAGAUGUUGACCUUCAACCCUCACAAGAGGAUCGAGGUGGAGGAGGCUCUGGCGCACCCCUACCUGGAGCAAUAUUACGACCCCACAGAUGAGGUGAGACUUUUGUGUGAGAGGCCCUGAGAAGACAUGAACAAUUAAGACAGCAUCUUUAUAGUUUAAAGAGUUUACAAGUCUCCGCUGUGUGUGUAAAACAAUAUGUCCUCUUUCCUGUCUCUCUGUGCAGCCUGUUGCUGAGGCCCCCUUCAAGUUUGACAUGGAGCUGGAUGACCUACCCAAAGAGACACUGAAGGAGCUGAUCUUUGAAGAAACUGCACGUUUCCAGCCCGGUUUUAGGUCCUAACGUCUCACACAGGUGAGCCCAGGUCCCUGCAGACUGCAACAUAAACAGAGAGACAGAGAGAGAGAAUAUUUAUAACUACAGCCGAAAAACAAUGUUGUCAUAGGCUGCACUGAAGUCUUCAAACUACCCAACUUUUAAAUGUCAAAAAGAUCAGGAUGAUUCUCGCCGCAGUCCCACCUCCACUACUUAAAAAAACACAGCAGCGUUGAGUGUCCAUCAUGAAAACUACUUUGAGCUCAAAAACAUGGAGUGAGUGGUGUUCAGCUUCAAAAACGACUGAUUCAGUCCUGCUAAAUUUAACAACUCACCGCAUAAGAGCCAAAGUAAAGACCUCACUGAGGACACACAAUAUAGAUUUGAAUUUUGCUUUUGCAGAGUGUGAGAAAGAGGCUCUUCAGCGGGAUAAAAGCACUUUGAAAAACACCUAUCUAAACUGGUACUCUAGAGGAAAACCAUCAAGAAUCAUCUGCUUUAGAAACUGCAGUAGUGCUGGAGUUUACAUAGUUCAGACACGAGAGGAUGAGCCAGUGUUUUAAUUUUAGAGUAACUUAAAUAUAACCUCUGAGGUAAUAAACCUCCUCCUUUAACUGUGUAAUGUGUAAUGUUGUGAUAAACUAAUCUAAGACAAACAUCACUUAUCAGUUGAAUUGUCCGAAAACUUACUCAUUGACUCCAGAAAGCAUAGAUUUCUGGAGUAACAGGUCAUUGUUUAUCUUGAUUGAAGCCUUGCAGAUGAGGUUUCCCUUAUUUACAGUGCUGUCAAGAGAAGAGAAAUGCUCAAUCACAACAAAUAAGGCACAACCAAAAUCAUAUUUUUUAAAGGUCAGAGUGAACAUAAGGGACCUUAAAUGUGAGUAAGUUUUGUAAGGGUACACUGGUUCAGUUUAGGACGGAUACAGGUGUUCAAACAUGUGGAUCCAUCUGUGUUGUCUUGUUAUGUUCAUAGCAUCAAAUAUGACUGAAAACUUACAAUCUUUCCAUCACCAGUUAGUUUUGCUUGUGAUGAACGUAGGAACAAAAUAUCAACAAAAAGACGAGCCACUUUCUGUGCAGGCAUUAAACAACCAAGAUGUCGCGGACAUUUACUGUUACAAAGGUCAGAAUCUAAAAGAGCAUUAAGCGAUAACGUCAUCAUUUCCUGCAGUAAUGACACUCCUCAGAUGACGUGUCCAUCCCCCCAAUCUUGACUAACCACCAGCUGCUCGCUGUCAGGGCCUGUGCCUGUGAUAAUAACCAUCAGUGAUGUGUUUCAUAGCCUGUAAUCUGCUUUGUGUCCGAGUAUGCAAUUACUGUUUCCCCUCUGCAGGGCUUCAAUCUGUAACAGUAGUCCCCUUAAAAAGAAAAGCAAGUGUGGCGUCCAGUAAAUGAGAACAUCAGAAGUUACGUUUGUUUGUGCAGCUUGAACAUGUUUUCAGUUCUUGAUCAGUUAUUUCUCUAUCUUUGAGCUCUGUGUACCUUCGACUCGACAAACAGGCAAGAGUUUUCAGCUGUAGUUUGAUUGUAAUCUAAUCUAAUCUAAUCCAAGUGCAGAUGAACCAAAGGUUAGAAGCACUGCAGCUCCAGAGAGCAGAUAAAGAAGUGUCUGACCAAUCUGACAACAUGAGGGCAUCUGUAGAACAAAGAGAAAAUACGGAAACACUUCAGAAAAAAGGAGACAAAAAGACUUUAAGGAGACAGUAAAAAGUGAUGCUCACAACUGGAACAAACGGGAGGUAUCUAUGGAGGACAGGGAGCUCAAGAGCAGAGUUACAGAAACCUGCUUUAUAGACUAUUUGACGCCUUGUUAGACGCUGAUAAUGUCAGCAACUUCAGCACAUUGAAUAAAGUACUGGAUAAACCCAAAUUCAGGCUUUACGCUUAAAAGUGAAGUAAUUGUUUCAGCUCAUCCCUUUAUCUCUGUUUCUUCUCGUUACAGAUGACUCUGUGGACUGGCUUCUGCGUUGCCACUGCUCCUCCCCGCCUCCACACUGUUGCUGUGAUGGUUUUCCUUUCUUUUUUUUUUGUCUUUUUUUUUUCCCCUCUCCUGUUGUCCACAUCACCUGGAUUCCUUGGGUCUCACUUGUCAAGUCCACUUUGCUCAGGAAUGGCGUCAGGAAUCAAUCAAUCAAAUGAUCAUCCUCUGCCUCUCUAUCUUUCUCUUCUCUCUCUCUUUGUCUUUCUUUGAGGUGAGGGGGGAAGGGGAGGAGAUGGAGGGUGGGUUUUCACGUCACAGCUUACAGUGUGUGUGUGUGAGGGGGGUGAAUUUGUGUUUUAAGCCAAGAUAAACAAUUUGUGUGUGUGUCUCAAAGGCGUUUGGCUCUGGCUAUUCCUAUACAAGACCUUCUCUGUCCGGUUGAAUGACAGUGAUAGAUUAGCUGUUGUGUUUUCGGUGCCGCUGUCGUGGUUAUAACUCUGCCUGCAUUGCACAAAAACAUCAGACGAUUACUUAAAAGAAUCAUCCAUCAUUAAAAAAAAAAAGGAAAAAAAAAAAAAGAGGUCUUUUGAAUUUUCUAACCUUUGUCGCACUGUUACAAGGGAUACCUUGCCUCUGUCUUUACUCUCUCUUUGGAAAAGGUAAAAUCCCAAAUUGAUUUAUGCAAUGAAAUCACAUAAUCAAGCAGAUACUUUGCAGGCCACAAGCCAUCACUUAACCUUUUACUUUAAUUCUUAACACAUACACACUCACACUUACACACACACACACACAAAGACCCAAAUGCAAGUAUAUACAUAUAAAUAUAAAAAUAAUUAUAAAAAUACAUAUAAAUAUAUAUCUAUAGCCCAAAGAGUCUUAACAUAUUAUAAAGGCAAAAGUGAUGAUAGAUGGUUAAUCAGACGAGUUUAUAACCUUUUUUUCUUUGUACUAAAAACAAAAAAAAAGCCCGUUUUCAUUCCUCAUCGGCUUCAGUGAGGCGUCAGUCUGUGUAUAAGUGCGUAAAAAUGGAAAGGUUUCCCCUCUUGUGUCUGCCUUAGCCAUGAGAAACUAUAAGGAAAAGUCUGUUUAACUCCUUCAAGUCUGUAUGUACAGUAAGAUAUGUUCAUAAAGGGUAAAAUUAAGAUGAUCACAGAUCUUGUUUCGUCUGGAGGAAGUGUUGUCAGGCCUCCCUCCUCGUUCCGUUCCACGUUUUUCUUUCUCUCCUUCAGUCUCCGUUUAUCUCUCUCUCGCCUUGUUAGAAGAAAACUGUGCCCUUUGCAUGACUGUUAUAAGCUCUGUAUACAAAGACGACCAUGUUAAAGUGCCACAGACCGAACCAGGAGAAGAGCGCCCAGGCUCUUUGUGUUCCAGCUUUUGUGGUAUAUCACACGCAACAAUCACAUGGUGCUUUUUGUUUCUCCUUUCUUUCGCUUCAGCGCUCACUUUUUUAAUCAUUUUCUGUCGUUGGAGUGUACAGAUGUCAGUCCCCUUGGCUUUAGCUCAGCCUCUAUCUGCAUGCUGACGUCAUCUUGUGGUUGCAAACAGGAGGGCGACUCUGUACUGUCUCUAUUUGUAACAUUUGUUUCCCCGACCAGAGAAAAGUUAUGCUUAAAGCUUAACAGGUCAUGUUUUCAGUUUAAUCUAUAUGGACAUGUCAUUGCUUUAAAUUACACAUUUUUACUCUGAAGACAUUUGGCAAGUUUUGGUACCAGCAGACAAACGCAGUAGAGUUUCAAAAGGACAGAACUUGAAAUGAAAGUAAAACCAUAUUUUGAAUUCUUGACUGUUGAAUUUUAAAGAUUUUCUUUCAAGCGAGAAACACCGAGCUGCAUCAAACAAUGGUGUCCCACAACCUUAGCGUCACUGCAGCCUUCAAAAGCUGCCAUUUGAUUUUAACAACAAGGGCCUCAAAUACUGUAUAUCUUCAUCGUUCACUUAGCCUAGUCUGUAUCUAAACAUCAAAAGUUCAUUUGGUUAUGUUUGAGUGAUACAUUUAUUGAAACUAAGAGGUAUUAUUUUGAACAUUAAAGCGUCUUUUAGUCAUAUAAAAUUCAAAUCUACCUAAAUCACUUCAAAAAAUUUUGCUGGCACUUAAAGAAACUAGGGAUUGAAACCUGUAAUAAGACCUUAAAACUACUAUCAAGAUGCUUCUUCAAAAAUGACAUUAUGUGGACUGUGAUCAAAGUGUUGGUCAAGUUUUUAACUCAAGAAAUUAAUGUUUCUGUAAGAUUAAAUGUAACCCCAAACUCAAGUUUUUGUACUUCUUCAACGUCUGCAAACACAUCCACAAGCACAUUUGAGUUCUACAUUUGUUUCUCGGAGGGCCAAGCCGCUCUUGUCAGUUGAAAUCCCAGUGGACAGAGCCAAAGAUCUACAGUGUAAUGUCAUGUUUACUUCCUUUUCUUUUUGGCUGAAUAAUGUUGACUCAGACUGAGUGGGAAAGUAGGGGCUAACGGAGCAUGCUAAUGCUCUGCUGUUUUGCUCUCAAGCCAUAAUGGGUCAGUCAGUUACUCUGCUGCACCUCUGACCACGCCCACCAGUUAUGUCACUGUGUUCUGACACGCCCUACAUCACUGCAGCCAAGUGAGACUUUAAACCUCUGAAAAUGAGCAAAAACAGGAGUCAAGGAUGAACUAUAGCUCUUAAAAACGAAGCUGUUAUUAAUUUAGUAAGCCAGCUGAUUUAUUUUUCUGUAAAUGUUUAUCAUUCCCAGCUUGAUUUUAUGAAAGAGCUAUGUAAUUUGGUACUAAAUCUAAGUAAAUUAGAGCCUAUCUUUAAUAGGGCUGAAACAAAGGAUAACUUUUGUCUCUGUUCAGUGUGAGGAUUAUCACACAAAAAAAUACUAAGUCGGAGUCCAAGCUGAAAAUAUGUGUUGAUAACCUUUUUCUAAUCCCAGCAACAGACAAAAACAAAGAUAUCAUAGAAGCAGUCGUAGAAACAAGUAUUGUAGGAAUCCCUAACUAGCUAAUGCCUCUCAGUUCAAUGGAGGACUUGUCGUUUUUAAUUUUUAGUCAAUGAAAGAUCAACUUUUUCUUGUUCAAUUAGUCCAUUUCUGUGAUAAAUUCCACAUACCAGACUAUGGUCCCAUGGCAGUCAUCUUUUUUGUGACAUCUGGAAGAGCUUAUAUAUUGUUAACAUAUUUCUUAAUCUUAAAGCUGUUUCGGGCUCGUACAUUUUAUCAACAUCAAUAAUCUGACAAACUGCUGUCUUUUCACUGCUCCCUGAUUAAUUAGCAGCAAAUGGAUAAUGAGAAUCCAGAGUCACAUCAAGCCAUGUUGUAACGCUCCUGUGAGGAACUUUUGGUUUGUGUUGAUUCUGGCGCCCCCUGUGGACAAAAAUAUACCUCUUAUUUCUUUACCAGUUUUGUCCUGUUUGAGUGCGGUUCUUUUAUUACAUUCAGGCGUAGUGUUCAUUAAAAAUCUUUGCCGUGGACAAUGCAAGCGGCCUUUCACUCUGACACCUACCCCUGCCAGCGAUUUAGACGUUAAAAUGAACCUCUUUGAAAUAGUGUCUCUUUGCCUCUUCAGGAGCUGAAAAAGCUAACUAGACCACUGACAUCACUAUUGGUUUAAGUCUGUUUUUAACCAGUUUAAAACUACUUACCGGAGCUUUAAGUUAAAAAAAAAAAAAUAAUAACUUUAAAACCCCACUAAUAUUUGCAUUCAGCCACAACCAGGUCAACAACUACAUUUCUGAGCGACAACUAUGUGUCAGAUGGUUGAUGUUUGUAUGACUUGGGAUACAGCAGUGAGACAUGAUAGCAUUAUUACAGCUACCCACUGUUAAAGUGGAGUUACAAAACAGCGGCCACCAUGGAAAUAUAGCCUGUCUAUAGACUACAUAGACUCAUAGACUACAUAGUUCUAUUAAAACAAUAAACUCCUAGCCAGAUCAUUGUCAAAAAAUUUUUGAUUUGAUUGAUAAAUUUUAUUCCAAAAACCAACCAGUUUUGUUGAGCUGGUGCAAUUUAAACACCUGCCUUUUAACUAUCUUUCAGUGAUACAUUACUUACAAAUUUCCCUGUGCUUUCUGGGAAACAUUCAAAAAUGAAUCUGGAUCAUAUCCACCUGGAAAAAAAAACAAAAACAGUUCUGUUGACUGACAUUCAACUUAUCUAUGAGACAUCUGAUGACUUUUGAAAACAGAUUAAACCUCUAUUGCAGAAAUAACGGUUUUACACUCAUGAAUUUCCUCACACUCUGUACACCUGUCUGUCACACACAUCUACGAUUUGAAAUGCACUUGCUUCUACAGUAGUUGGGAUGGGAGUUGUAAUCCAAGGUGCCUGCCGGGACUUGACUUACCUGUAGAUAGACUUUUUGGGGGAUUUAGUUUGAACAUUUAGGGCACUGGAAACCUUACUGGGAUUAGUUGUAUAAAAAAAGCUUCUGCUGAGUUCUUUGUGCGACCUGUCUGUUUGUGCCUUUUUUGAUAGUCUUGAUAUCCAAGAUUUUGAUGUGCAGCUUUUGUUUAGUCGGGAAUCCGUUGUAAUUGCAGUAUACGCUCUUUAAAAUGAACACAAUCAAGUCUGUGGGUUUUGGGCGGGAUCGCGGGUGGGUCUCCUUUCUUUUCUUUCAGUUAAUGUAAAUUUUAAAGAGAUUUGUUGCCACAGCUGUGUGAUUUGUGACUGUAUUGAAAAGAUGAAAAGCAAACAUUUAUAUUUUUUGCGUUACCCUUUUUCCUUGAGCCUUUUUUUUCUUUUUUGGAUGUUUUUGUGCAGAUAUUUUUAUUGUAAAAUGAAUGUUAUGUUUCUAUCAGACACUAAUCUUGUUUGAGUUGUCUCCAGUGGAACUACUUCACUCUGUAUGUUUUGAUCAGUAUAAACCUUUAAUUGUGUAGUUAAACAUUUCUGAAAGAGAUAAAAAUGAAUAAAAAAUAAAAAAGAUCCUUGGUUGUAUUUUAAAGGUUCCUGUUUGAACUGCCAUAGAAACUGCUUAAAGCGGUCAGUCAGUUUUAUUUCGCUGUCGUUUGAAAGAUCCGACCUGAACGAGGCAUUUCUAUAAAGGACUGACUGCCACUUAGAAAAAAUCAUUUUUUUUUUUAUUUCUAAAAGCUUUUCUUUCUUUCUUUCUUUUUUUUUUUUUUGUUGUUGUUUGUUUUGCAUCUCUGCCAUGACAUUUCAAUAGACGUUCAUUGAAGACACUGUACCUUCAUUAACAUCUCUGAAGUCUCUGUGUUGAAGACACGACUGGCAUGUUCACAACAGUAAGCAUUUGAGACAACUUCUGUACCUGCUGUCUGCAUCUAUCCUUACAUACAAGAGUGCAAAAUAAAAGUUUCAUGGAGCGACACAGUAUACAAUUAAAUGUGUUUAAUGAAAUGACUGAAAAUUCUUAAUAAAAAUGCUGUAUUACUCCAAAAACAUUAA